GAAUAAUGCUACAAGAACAGCCAUGUUUAGACUCUGCGGCCUUGCGAAACGCCCACGGCACAACCGAGGCACUAGCAAGUCUCAGCCAAGGGGAGCCCCGCUUGCCCCAGGUUCGCCCCUCCUACGUCUAGAUUCUCUCGCUGAACAUCGAGACUCUCAUGACGAAUAGUAUCACUGGUCUGCCUUGGCAAAGGCCGCUCGAGUCUCUCGACACACAGAAUUGAGGAGAUUGUACCUUAUAAGGGCAGGUAGCCAUACCCACGUUCCGCGCGCUCCACAUUCGCUUCCCCAGGAUCUCGUCACGGGAGAUUCGUUUCUGUCAUGCCACAAAGACAAUAUUUAGGAGCAAUGAGACCGAGGUCCGAGUCUACAGUAUCCGAGGAACGAACAGAUUUGCGGCUCGCUGGUACUUAGGUUUUCCACAACAUGGCUAGCUGCAAUGAACGACUAUAACAUUAACAGCAUCUCGUGCCUGCUCUCUCAAGUUCUUCUGCGCCAGUGCAACAGACACGAUGAAUUCAUAUCAAUUGUGGUGCUUGAUCUACUGCUCCUUCGGAGCGUUCUUCUAUGGUUACGACUCGGGUCUGACCACCUCUAUUAUUGGCUACCCCGAGUUUAUCAAAUACUUCGAUUUCAAUUCCUCAACCUUGGGCGCCUUGGGCUCAGUCUACUAUGCUGGAAUCGCUAUUGGCUCACUCACCAUCGCCUAUCUGGCCGAUAAGUUUGGACGAAAGCGAGUGGUGCACAUCGCCUGUGCCAUUUCCGUUACUGGGGCUGCCUUGCAGACGGGCGCCGUCAACCUGCCCAUGCUCCUGGUGGGCAGAGUCAUUGGUGGGAUCGCUUGUGGAAUGAUAUGGUCGUUGUGUCCCUUGUAUCUCAGCGAGCUGUCGCCCCCGCACCUCCGUGGUUCGGUCGGAGUACUCUACAGCAUCGUGCUUAACAUCGCCUACGCCCUGAGUGAAUGGAUGGGCUUGGGCUUCUCAUAUAUCAAUGGCGGCCAACUGAAGUGGCGCAUCUUCCUGGGGCUGCAGAUUCUUAUCGCGGUCUUGAUGUAUGCCGGCUCACUCACUGUAUGCAAGUCACCCAGAUGGCUGGUUGCGCAAAAGAGGGACGAGGAAGCUUUGCAAAUCCUCGGAAAACUUCAUCAAGGCGAGACUCGGGCCCUCGAAGACGAAGCGGAGCAUAACAGCGUUCCUUUCUUUCGGAGAGAGUUCAACCAGAUCCAAGCGCAGAUCCGCUUCGAACAGGAGAACCCUCAGAUCGGGAUCGUGGCCGUGUUAAAGCGACCGUCGUACAGAAGACGCAUCUCCCUUAUCAUUUUUUUCUUCAUCUUUCAACAGCUGACGGCAGUUAAUGGCCUGCAAAACUACCAGGUCAUCCUGUAUAAGACGUUGGGUCUGACGGGAAAGACAAUUCUCAUUAUGGUCGGCGUUUGGGGCACUACAUCCCUCCUUAUGGCCAUCCCCUGUAUUUACUUCCUCGACCAUUGGGGCCGCCGACGGAACUUUUUCAUCUCUAUGUCUAUCGUUCUCGUCUCUACCGUUAUGUUGAUUGUCUUCUGGGCAAGGUAUGAGGCGAGUAAUAAUACAGACUAUGUGCUCGGGAAAUUGGCCCUCUGGAGCAUGUUCAUGUGGCUUGUCGGGUACGGCUGGGUUAUGAACUCCUUUGGCUAUACAUAUACCCCGGAGAUCUUGCCCAUGGAGAUCCGCGCGACCGGCAUGGCCUUGGGCUAUGCGUCCAAGACCAUCACCACUCUUUGGGUAGUCCAAGUCACUCCCAUUGCAAUCAGCAAUAUCAGCUGGCGAUUUUUUAUUAUAUUCGUCACCUGUGACGCUAUUUUCCUGGUUGUGUUCUACUUCUUCUUUCCCGAGACCGCCAAUGUUCCUCUGGAAGAGGUGGCUGCGCUGUUCGGUGACAAUGUUGUUGUCAGGCUCGAAGAGGCCGAAAAGCUCCCCGGCCAGCUCGAGCGCGACAUAGACACAUCCAAUGACACGGAGAAGCCCAAACCGAGCCAAAUUCAGGUGGCCGCUGCCGAGCAUGUGGAGGUCCACAGCUAAAAGCCUGGAGAACAGUUCUACUAUCUGGAAUACCACGGCCAUUGGCGACUUCGCAUAAUCCGAGCUCCAGUCGAGGACGGCCCGUAUAUUGCCUUCGGCGCUUGACAGGUGUGGCAGUGGUCCUGCUGCCAUAAUUGAAAUAGCCUUAGGAAUCACCUAUCUGGUGGCUUUUCUGGACGCGUUCUACACAUAUACCAUCCUGCUUCGGACAACGUGCUUUACUUCUCCACAAUGUCAUCCCAACCCCUGUUUCUUUCUGCAGUUUAUUCUUACAAUUGUACCCUGAGAGAUCAAGAUGGACGUGUGAUGUCAGCUCAGCCUGGUAUCCAGGGUAGCUACUGUAGUCAUAUGAGCCCGGUGACCAGUGUGUUCGCAUUGGCAGUGUAUGUUGUUUUGAACGUAUUCUAGAGUCGUCGUAUAUUUUCG
Exophiala dermatitidis NIH/UT8656 is the source of this 2483-nucleotide messenger RNA. Its product is annotated as MFS transporter, SP family, sugar:H+ symporter. Lineage: Eukaryota; Fungi; Ascomycota; Eurotiomycetes; Chaetothyriales; Herpotrichiellaceae. Gene Ontology annotation, molecular function: carbohydrate:proton symporter activity. Gene Ontology annotation, cellular component: membrane. The coding region runs from base 513 to 2057 and encodes 514 amino acids. Gene Ontology annotation, biological process: transmembrane transport; carbohydrate transport. The transcript is spliced from 4 exons. The record is from RefSeq and is a predicted model, not a curated record.